Messenger RNA from Diaporthe batatas, 1146 nucleotides. RefSeq lists its product as uncharacterized. NCBI's taxonomy places the organism in Eukaryota, Fungi, Ascomycota, Sordariomycetes, Diaporthales, Diaporthaceae. The coding region runs from base 136 to 1146 and encodes 336 amino acids. The transcript has 2 exons. The record is from RefSeq and is a predicted model, not a curated record.
GGCUACUUAAGCACCAAGAUACCGUCGUUUCGCCUAUCUCCAUUCCUCCCGAAACACCAUUGCUCGAUAUCACAACAUCUCAUCCGAUCACUCACCACUAGCGGGAAUUCCGGUGACGCUCCUUCUAGAGGCACCAUGUUGCCGGUGUCAACCUAUUGGAGGGUGGUGCUACUGGGGAUGCUCAUAUCUGCAGUCAUCUGGCUGUUCAUGUUCCGAGAGAGCCUUGGUGUGGCCUCAGGACUUGGAUACGCCUCCCAAAUCACCCAAGCCGACCCCGACGCUAAUAAACCAGCUCUGCCCGAGGCUACAAACACCAGUCUCACGUCGCUUAUACUUUAUGCUUACGCGGAGUCUGAGACGGCCCGGGAAAAUCUUAAAUUUUUCCUGGAGAAAGGUCUGCACGGUGGGGCAGAUUUCAUCUUCAUAUUUAACGGCGAGACUGACGCCUUCUCUCUCAUUCCCGAGCACCCGAAUGUGAAGGUCAUCCAGCGAGAGAACAAAUGUUUUGACUUGGGCGCUAUGGGCGAAAUCCUACGGAAAGACGAUCUCUGGAAACAGUAUAAGCGAUUCAUCACCAUGAACGCUAGUAUUAAAGGCCCGUUUCUGCCACGAUAUGAUAGGACAUCCUGCUGGUCAGAUAUCUUUCUCAACCGCAUCACCGAAACGAUCAAACUAGUUGGUACCACCGUCAACUGCGAGCCAUCGCCACAUGUCCAAUCAAUGCUCUGGGCUACGGAUGACGUUGGUAUGGGAAUCCUCUUGGACCCAGGACUAGCCUACACUGUCCCCCAGGAAGAUUACUGGGGCACAAUAAACGAUCCGGUCGGGCUCAGUUUCUGUCACGAAACAAUGAAAGCCGCAGUCCAUUCCGAGAUUGGGUCCACAAGGCUUAUUACUUCCCAAGGCUACAAGGUCGAUGCUCUGAUGACAGCUUACGAGCUUUCAGCAGGUUCCGACGUAGAGAAUUACUGCAAGAAUGGGCAGCUUGAAGAUAUUUUGUACGACAGGAGAUACUAUGGUACCAACAUCCAUCCAUAUGAAACGAUAUUCUUUAAGUCAAACCGUGGCAUUGACCCAGUUCUUCUGGCAAAACUCACAGAUUGGCAUUUGAAGAAUGGCGUCAAGAGUUGGGAUACCUGUAAAUAA